This is a messenger RNA of Fukomys damarensis (Damara mole-rat), 1332 nucleotides long. It is a transcript of the gene Nt5dc4, whose product is annotated as 5'-nucleotidase domain containing 4. NCBI's taxonomy places the organism in Eukaryota, Metazoa, Chordata, Mammalia, Rodentia, Bathyergidae. Gene Ontology annotation, molecular function: 5'-nucleotidase activity. The record is from RefSeq and is a predicted model, not a curated record.
AUGGAUCUGCCUUGGCUGAAACCAGUAUCACUUUCUUGGGCCUGUGGGGAUAAGCAGAUCCAGAAAUUCCAGCCAGCCCACACCAUUCAACCUCUGGUAAUGGUGCCCAAGGCUGGAGCAGUUGGCCUUGAGGAAGCAGGGUGUAAUCCAUGUCAAAGCCAAGCAACGAAUCUUCCCAAGUGCCCGGCUGUGACUGAUAAAAAUCCUGGAAAGAGGAAGUUCAUCAGCAAGUUCAUUCAGAGGGAUGAUGUGUAGCAGUUCCAUAUCCUCAACAUGCUCUUCAACCUGCCUGAAACUUCCCUCUAUGCCUGCCUGGUGGACUUCUUCUGCAGCUACUCCCAAUACACCAACUGUGAUACUGGCUAUUAGCAUGGCAACCUCUUUAUGUCCUUCCAAAGUCUCUUCCAGGAAGUGACUGAAGUCAUGAAUAAUAUUCAUCUGUCUGGCUGUCUUUAGAAGGCCCUGCAGAACUCAGAGAAACACAUGGAGAAGGAUACAUGAAUCUCCAUCCUGCUGGGCAAGAUGAAGGAGGCUGGGAAGGUGUUUUUGAUCACCAACAGCAGCUGCAACUACACUGAUGAGAGUGCCAUCAUGACAUACCUGUUUGCUGCUAGUGAGGCUGAAGUCUCAGCCAGACCCUGCAGGUCCUACAUCGACCUGAUUGUGGUGGACACACAGAAGCCCUGCUUCUUCGGCGGGAUGGUCCUGAGACAGGUCAACAUGAACUCGGGGAAUCUCUGUGUGGGGACUUACACUGGGCCCCAUCAGCACUAGUCCUCCUUUGGUGGGCCAGGGUCCUUAGACAUGGUGUGUGAACUGCUUGACAUGAAGGGAAAAGACAUUCUGUAUAUCGGGGACCACAUCUUUGGGGACACUGUCAAGUCCAAGAAGCAGCAGGGCUGGUGCAGCUCCCAGCAGCUGGGCAUUUGGGCCCCGGAAAAGGAGUGGUCGAAGCAGCUGAAGAGGCUGGAGACUCACCUGGUGGAUCUGUACCAGUGAGAGCCAUACCUUUUUGAGGGUGGUAGUGGGGAGAAGGAUGGAGGUGAUGGCCGUGUCCCGGUCUGGCUGUGAGGCCUGGGCAAUGUCAUCAGGGAACUGAGAAGAGUGAUCACAUUCUGUGACCUCUAGGCCUUUCCUCUUAACCCAUCCAGGACGGACUUGGGUGGGGGUCUCACGCCUGUGCACACCCCCACCCCAAUUUUCCUGGCCGCCAGGCUGCUUCUUGACGCCCCACUGGGCCGGGGGAGGUCACACUCUUCUACUCCCUGGAUCACAGGGCCAUUUUUGCACCAGGUACAUGGAUGGGAGCAGUUAUGGGCUACAAGCCAUCCC